Messenger RNA from Formica exsecta, 9618 nucleotides. RefSeq names its product multidrug resistance-associated protein 4-like. The coding region runs from base 260 to 4357 and encodes 1365 amino acids. Gene Ontology annotation, cellular component: membrane. The transcript is spliced from 16 exons. The record is from RefSeq and is a predicted model, not a curated record. Lineage: Eukaryota; Metazoa; Arthropoda; Insecta; Hymenoptera; Formicidae. Gene Ontology annotation, biological process: transmembrane transport. Gene Ontology annotation, molecular function: ATP hydrolysis activity; ABC-type transporter activity; ATP binding.
GGAAGGAGGAAAUAUUAUCAGAGGCAGAGGAUCUACAAUGUUAUCAAGCAGCUGCUUUAUGUUUCAUAACGAGAUGUAACAACGCGCAAGUACAAAUUACGCCCAGUACAUGAAAAUUAUUUCGAGAGAUCGGAUAUGUGAAAACACACGCGUCAUGCACCUGAUAACGUGCAAUAUCGAGGACCACUUGGAUUCGUUGCACGCAUGUAACGAAGAGCCUCGAGAGUGAGACAGUGUCAUCAUCAUCAUCAUCAUCAUCAUGGAUGGGAAAGUGCAAACCGAGAAAGUGAAGAAUCCUAGAGCGGGCACAAAUAUUCUCAGCGCGUUGACGUUCACUUGGGUCCUACGCACGUUCUGGGUGGGUUACCGCAGAGAUCUUGAAGUAACUGAUCUGUACACACCCCUUAAAGAGCAUACAAGUGGUAUUCUUGGUGUUAAAAUAGCGAAGGCCUGGGAGAAAGAAUGCGAGGCGUACAAACGUCGGCUGGAGAGGAAUGCGAGGACUGGAUCCCAAAAGAAGGUGAGCGAGCCCAGUUUGCUGAGAGUCAUCAUCAAGUGCUUCGGCUUCAAGGUCCUGCUAUACGGAAUAGUUCUGGCCGUCAUGGAGAUCUUGCUCAGGCUGUUGCAACCGAUCUUUCUGGGCCAGCUGCUACGGUAUUACAAUACCCAGGAAGUUGACGAGUUCCACGCUUAUUUGUACGCGGCCGGCAUCAUCUUGUGUUCCGCCGUCAAUGUGUUUGUCAUACAUCCAUAUAUGAUGGGAAUCCUGCAUAUGGGCAUGAAAAUACGUAUAGCUUGCUGCUCGCUCAUCUAUCGCAAGACGUUGAAGCUGACUAGGACCGCGCUGGGCGAGACGACAAUUGGGCAGGCAGUCAAUUUAUUAUCCAACGAUGUCAAUAGGUUCGACAUUAGCAUCAUAUUCCUCCAUUACUUAUGGAUCGGACCCUUAGAGACUAUCAUUAUUACGUUCUUCAUGUACUACUUCCUUGACAUCGGAAUAUCCGCUAUCAUCGGAGUCGCCUCUCUGCUCAUGUUUAUUCCUUUGCAAGGAUGGCUGGGCAAAAAAUCAUCUGAGCUGAGGUUAAGAACUGCAAUCAGAACUGACGAGAGGGUGCGAUUGACAAACGAGAUUAUUAGCGGAAUUCAAGCUAUUAAGAUGUACACCUGGGAAAAGCCAUUUAGCGCGCUCAUAGAAAAAGCGAGAAAGAAGGAAGUCAACGUCAUCCGAGGGACGUCGUAUAUCAGAGGUGUCACCUUGUCAUUCAUCAUUUUCUCCACGAGGAUGUCGCUGUUUAUCACGGUGCUGGCUUACGUGUUGUUCGGCUUCAAGAUUACGGCCGAGAAAGUGUUUAUGAUAACCGCUUAUUACAACAUUCUGCGUACGACUAUGACCGUUUUUUUCCCGCAAGGAAUAACGCAAGUGGCGGAGGCGAUGGUAUCUAUAAAACGCUUGCAGAACUUCAUGAUGUAUGAUGAAGUGGCAUCUCCCGAAACUAAGAUAGUGAAAGAAAACGCGAAGGAGAAAUACAAAGAAAAUGCGAAUGAGAAUUACGAGGAGAACGUGAACAAGAAAUACAAGGAGAACGCGAAUGAAAACUACAAGGAGAACGCGAAUGAGAACUACAAGGAAAAUGCGAAAAAAGAUCUGGCCAACCAGAAGAAAAACGAUCGAGUGACCGCGGAUCAAUCGGGUAACGAGUACCAUAUUUCCAUCGAGAAUGGUAGCGCCAAGUGGCUGGAUUAUGAGACGGAGGACACUUUGCAAAAUAUCAACAUUAAGGUACGCCCGGGUGAAUUGAUCGCCAUUGUUGGCCAGGUUGGUGCAGGUAAAAGCAGCCUGAUGAACGUCAUCCUGAAGGAGCUACGUUUGCAGCAAGGUUCCAUUCAGAUUAAUGGCAAAAUUGCUUAUGCCAGUCAAGAGCCGUGGCUGUUCGCCGGAUCGGUGAGACAAAACAUUUUGUUUGGACGAAAGAUGGAUCAGGUCCGAUAUGAUCGCGUGACUAAAGUGUGCCAGUUAAAGAGGGACUUCAGCUUGCUACCUUAUGGCGAUAAGACGAUAGUAGGCGAGAGGGGUAUUAGUCUUUCCGGUGGCCAGCGUGCAAGAAUAAAUUUGGCGAGAGCUAUUUACGCCGAAGCCGACAUAUAUCUCAUGGAUGAUCCUUUGAGCGCCGUGGACGCUCACGUGGGCAAACACAUGUUCGAAGAGUGCAUCGACAAGUAUCUGCGCGGAAAGACCCGUAUUCUUGUGACCCAUCAAUUGCAAUACUUGCAUAAUGUCGGCAGAAUUAUCGUUCUGAAGGACGGAGCCAUCCAAGCAGAAGGUACUUAUGACGAAUUGGGCUCUAUGGGAGUGGAUUUCGGUCGGCUAUUGGAGAAUCAAACGCAAACGGAUGAGAAAUCUUCUCGACCCCCUUCGGCUCCCGUUAGCCGAAGCAAUUCGCGUACCGGCAGUAUUACAUCCCUGAGCUCCUUUAUGACAAUUGAUACUACCAAACAGGAACCUGACGAGAUGGCCGAGAUGCGGACAGUUGGCAAUGUUGCCGGCAAAGUGUACGGGGAUUACUUUCGCGCCGGCGGCAAUUGGUGCGUAAUAUUCAUGGUUACCAUGCUUUGCGUAUUAUCGCAAUUAGCGGCCAGCGGCGGUGAUUUCUUUAUCGCGAGGUGGGUCGACAUCGAAGAAAACUACGUGAAUCAAACUAAAGACGGCGUCGUGGAAGAUCCGAGGAGUCCUCUCACGCGCAUACAAUGCAUCUAUAUUUUCACCGUGGUGACCGUGCUAACGAUCGGCGUGACUCUGAUGCGUUCGUUUGCCUUCUUCAGGGCGUGCAUGCGUGCCUCCAUACGGCUACACGAUCACAUGUUUCGCAGCAUCAGCCGCGCCACAAUGCGUUUCUUCAAUACUAACACAUCAGGCCGUGUGCUCAAUCGGUUCUCUAAAGACAUGGGUGCGGUGGAUGAGAUACUGCCUACCGCACUCAUUGACUGCCUACAGAUUGGUCUGUCGUUGCUCGGCAUCAUCAUCGUAGUUGCCAUUGCGAAUGUUUGGUUGCUGAUCCCCACUCUGAUCGUCGGCAUUAUCUUUUACUACUUGAGAAUCUUUUACCUGGCUACUAGUCGUAGCGUCAAGCGUCUUGAAGGCAUCACUCGCUCACCGGUUUUCGCUCACUUAAGCGCGACUCUUCAAGGACUACCGACGAUCCGCGCGUUCGGAGCGGACCAGAUUCUCACGGAGGAGUUCGAUCGUCAUCAAGAUCUCCAUUCGUCUGCGUGGUAUAUCUUCAUUGCGUCCUCACGCGCCUUUGGUUUCUGGUUGGACAUUUUCUGCGUGCUAUAUAUCGUGCUGGUGACAUUAAGCUUCCUUGUGAUGGACAACUAUGCUCGUGGCUCAAUGGAGGGUGGAUACGUAGGCCUAGCGAUCACCCAGAGUAUCGGCCUCACCGGCAUGUUCCAGUGGGGCAUGCGCCAGAGCGCCGAGCUGGAAAACCAGAUGACUUCUGUAGAACGCAUCCUCGAAUACAGCAAAGUGGAGAGCGAACCUCCUCUUGAGAGCGCCCCUGAUAAAAAGCCUAAGUCCGAGUGGCCACAGGAAGGCAAGAUCGAGUUCAAAAACGUGAACCUGCGUUACGCGCCGUUGGAACCGCCGGUAUUGAAAAAUCUCAGGUUCGUCAUCUUUCCGCGCGAGAAGAUUGGUAUUAUUGGCAGGACCGGUGCCGGCAAGUCGUCUCUGAUUCAAGCUCUUUUCCGCCUGGCCGACAUAGAAGGCCCGAUCGAGAUCGACGGCAUUGACACUAGUGAGAUCGGUCUGCACGAUCUGCGCUCCAAGAUCAGCAUUAUCCCGCAGGAACCGUUCCUAUUCUCCGGUACUCUGAGACGGAACCUCGAUCCAUUCGAUUCGUAUCCGGACGACCUGCUGUGGCAGGCACUUGAGGAAGUCGAGUUGAAGGAGAUGGGCCUGCAGGCACACGUCAACGAGGGCGGCUCCAAUCUUAGCGUCGGCCAACGGCAGCUGGUUUGCCUGGCACGUGCCAUCAUCAGAAACAAUCCGAUACUUGUGCUGGACGAGGCGACCGCCAAUGUGGAUCCGCGAACAGACGAACUCAUCCAGACGACGAUCAGAAAGAAGUUCGAGAAGUGCACGGUGUUGACGAUCGCUCACCGAUUGAACACCGUCAUGGACAGCGACCGUAUCCUGGUUAUGGAUGCCGGCAAGGCAGUGGAAUUCGAUCAUCCCCACGUGCUGCUGCAGAAGGAAUCAAGUUUUCUGAAGAGCAUGGUACAGGAAACUGGCAAAGCGAUGGCGGACGCCCUGGCCGGUGUUGCCCGCGACAGCUACCUGAAUCGCGCGACUACGCUGUGAAACACCCUCAACGCUAAUCUUUCGACAGAUGAUUUCUAAAAAAGAUUCCGUCUAUUCUCUUGUGAGAAUUAUCUUUGAACGGCUCUAGAGAUUACGUUAAAGAGAAAGACAAAACAGCUAAACUCGGUCCAAGAAUUUUGGAUUCUUAGAAUUUAGAAAUAUAUCGGAAAUCUUGGCACACCGAAAGUUAACAAAAGUAUCGUAAAAGCCAGGAUUUUGGUCUCCGUAUGUAUAGAAUGUAGAAUAUAAAAGGUUCUUGAGUUUGAAAAUCUCAAGAAUUGAAAAUGGGAAAAGCGAAGGAUAAAUAUACCAAAUGAUAGAUCCAUAUUUAGAAAUGAAAAACUAAGGUAUGUUAGAAUUUAGGCAAAGAUUUAGGCGUCAAAUAAGUUUGAACGAAAUAUAGGAUGUAAAAGAAAUGAAAGAGAGAGAGAGAGAGAAAGAAAAAAAAGAAUCAAUAGAUAUAAAGAAAAAUGAAAGAUUACAUACAUAAUAUAAUCUAGGAUUCUGGAUUGAUGGAUUCAAGAGGGAAAAUGGAAAAAUGUUUAAAGAGGCAUUCAGAUAUAUAAAGAUCCUUGCAAACUCGGGAACGCGCGAAAGAGGACACAGAGAACCGGCGAAACUUUUUCGGCAGGGAUUAAUAAACCAACAAUCGUUUUUUACUGCAAAGUGCACAGACUCGUUCAGCUUGUCUUUUUUCGAAAAUUCUGCCUUUUUCGAUCCAAUGCAAUGUCAGUGCAGCGAGCAAUCACAAAAACGCUCGCCUCAACCGCGGAACAACCGCAGUUAUAGUAUUAUUACGUCACUUUUGUAUCAGUCUGACCCAGAGUAUUCCGUCAGGAAGAAUGAAGCUUUCAACACGUUGGAUCAUCGAUCUUUUAAUCGUCGGUGAUUAAACGCUUUAAUAAAUAUAUCUUUUAUUUAUAUCUUUUAAGUAAUUUCAAUAUCUUAUUAUUUUUUAAAUAAUUUUACAUAAACAAGAUUUAUCUCAGCAAAAUAUAUGAAUAAAAUAUUAGGGCGAUUUAGAAGGAUAAUAAUUUGAAAUAUGUAUGAAAAGAGCUAGGAAUAUAAAUCCGAGAGAUUCGGAGAAGUUGUAGAUCAUAAGAUUGAACCUCUUCGAUUAAUCGACGGAUUUGAGGGCCAGAAAUUUUGAGAUAUAUAUUAUGUGUUCCAUCGUGUUUAGAAUUUUGCGUGAAUAAUGAUUUAAAUAAUUUAGAUUAAGGAUUUGAUUAAUUCUUUAGAUAUUCUUAAGGAUACAAUUGCUCGAAGUGGAAUUAUUCUUAAAUAAUUUCAUCUCUUGACAUAUCUUUAAGAAUUCCUCAAGAUCGGUGAACCAACAAAUUAAGACAAAAUUGUACUUAACGUUAAGGAAAAACAGAUUCUACUAAUUUUUAUACUCAUAUAUACUUCGAUAUACAUGGUGUCUAGCAAGAAAGAAAAACGAGUGACAAUACUAAAUUCGUGAUUCAUCUCUCGAACACGCGCCGGUACCCCUCGUUUUUUUCGAAACUACCCCGUGUAUGUAUCCACAAUCAUGCAAGAAAUGCGCAAUGUUUCUCCUGUUACACUGGUGCUACAAGUAUAAGGAAUAUCAACAAAAGGAGAGCUUGCCACUGCUCUAUGUUUAAAGCGAAAUACUUAAACACGAGCAGUUAUUAAAAGUAACUACGUUUUUUUUUAGUACUCUAUUGUUAUUUUAUAUAUUAUUGUAUUGUUAUUAUUAUUAUAAUAACGAAGCGCAUUGUACUCGAUCUUUAUGUAAAUAAUGCAAAGUCGAAAAGCAACGAGAAUCAAAGUACUUAAUGCCUUUUUCGACGAUUGAUUUUAUACUGAUCAAUUUUUCGCUGUGAUUAGGAAGCGAGACAGUAACAUACGUAUCGACUACAUUACGUAAAUAAUUUUUGAUCCUCUUUUUUUAAUUCUUCUCCUUAUUGGUAUUUUUAAGCGGCAAUAACUUCAAAUGUUACUUUAAACAUAGUCUAAUUUUUUUAAAUAUAGUAUAGUCAUUAUAUUACAUAUAUAAUAUUCAUUAUUUAAAUUAUAUUCAAAUAAUUAUAUGAAAACUGCGUUUUAAUUAUUGAAUUAUUAUCGUAAUUAUUUGAAGCUACUGUUACUUUGAGAUACUGAUAGCAGGACGAAGAAUUAAAGAGGGGUUACGGACACAAGCUUUUCACGAGGAUAUAUCCUAUACACUAUACAUGAACGUCCGUAUUGUAAUCGUCGUCAUCAAUAUUUAUUAUAUAUGUAGAUAGAUGUAUUGUACUCUUUUUUUAAGCUGAAAAUGCGAAUUACAAUAUCUUACUUAAAAGUGCCUAUUAUAUUGUAUUAAUCAUUGUAAACGAAAUAUAGAUACAAAUUAUUAUUUAUGUAAAUAAUCUACGUUAUCAUCUUAUUGGGCAUGCCAUAUAUAAUCUGCUUUUUUAUAAUUUCCUCUUCUUUUAAAUUACAGAACUAUGCUCUUGUCUCUAUAACGAUCAUGUUAUUACAAAUAUUAAUUAUGUCCCCUUUGUACGGCAGUGAUAAUUGAAGUCGACAUAAUUAGAACUUAUUGUUGAUACAAAACAUAUGUUAUUUUCUUUUAUAAGGAGAUGCAUGAACUCAUAUUAUGCUGGGUUGAAUAGAUCUUAUAAUAAAUUCUUUAUUUAUCUUAUGAGAAAAAUAAGUUGAUUAGAUAUGUAAAGUAUAUAUAUAAAUAAUAAAUUAGAAUUACAUCUCGAAAAUCCAACAAAUCGAAGGAUCGAUUAAAAAAAAAAGAUUCAAGAUAGCAAUAUUCUUGAUUAGAUUGGUAAGUACAUGCAACUCUGAAGACGUUUGAGAUGUUUUAUUAUUUAUCAAAAUACAUGAAUCCAUUUAUUUAAAAAGAUGGUCGAAUCACUGAACGAGAAUAAAACGAAAGGAUCAAUAAAUAAGAUUACAAGAGAAUUAAUUACUUAUCGAGAAAUACUAAUUAUUUUCGAUAAUUAAAAUUAAUCAACGAAAUUGCGACAAGACACGCAUUGCUUAAAUCUAAGUGGAAAAUAAAAUAAGUAUAAUAAAAUGUAAAUUACAAUUACAUUCUCUUUAAAAAAAUUGCGCUUAUAGGAUCUGAUCAUCCUCUAGAUAGGACCUAGAUAUACACGGCAUAUACAAAGAAUUAUUCUUAUGUCACAAAACAUAUGCUCCGCUAUAAACAGUUAGAACAUCUUACACGUGUAAACGGCUUUUAUUACUCGCGCCGCCAAACAAUCGACCAGUCAUAAUCAGACGCACGCUAGAUAAACAUUUAUCUAGAAUUAUACACGUACGAUCCCAACUUGUUCGUUUUGUCUCUUAUCGAUUAAACUAUUUAUAGUUAAAAAAAAAGGAGAAAGAGAACGUACGCGAAUCGCGCUACUUCUAAGAAUUCUAGAGAGACUUUAUUGUCAAAAUACAAAGAUUAAUUGAUUAAAUAAGUAAAUCAUUCGCUAAACCGUCUUAUCGAUAGCGACGAACAAUGCAACGAUAAGACCAAUAAGAAAAAUUAAAAAAAAAAAAAGACAAAUAAACGGUUCAUUUGCGAAAGGAACACAUCUGCUCUUUUGUCAAAUUUGAGAGCGAACUAUAUAAAAAUCUUAUCAAAAAUUAAUAAAUUUAUUUAAUCUUAUUUUAUUCUUCUUCUUGCUUAUAUUAGAUGAUAUCUAAUGUUUAAAAAAAUUAAGAAAAUAUUUAGACUAUUUUUUGGAAAUUUUAUAAGAAAUGCAAGUCUCUAAUUAUAUAUUACAAAUUUUUGAAAAAAAACGAGUCUCUUUUUAAUGAUUUAACUUUUGAAAACGAUGUUUUGGCGAGCCUUUCGAAAAAUUGUUAUUUCUGGAAUGACCAGUUUGUCUCGCAUGGUGUUCCCUACAAAUACGCGAGAGAAUUACAACCCUAUUUUCGGAAAAAAACAAUUCGGAGUCCCUCUACGAAACGCACCGUUCAAAUGUAAUUACUACAUCUAUAUACUCUGCUUACUCGGCUCGCGAUUAUCCUUUGCAAGGGUCCUUGCUGGCAUCCUCGGCGAGACGAGUACACUAGUGUGUCGUAAUACUGACAGUAAAGAGAAUAAUUGCUAUCAACGUUAAAAAUUAACCUUCCCUCUAAUUGUCUCCUCCCCACCUCACUCUUCUACCUUUCCUUCCUCUCGCCUAAGUUACAAUCAUGAAUCACGGUUACGAUUAUAAUUAACACUUAUCUUCUAUUUUAUUUUUAUUGUUUUUACGAUGUUUUUGUCAUUCCUCGUAGUAUACAACCUACGCAAACAUUCUGAAUUUUCGGAUUUCGUGCGCUGGGCCCCAAUUCAAUUCCCUGGAAUAGGACUGACAAUCGCUGAUAUAGUUCUGAUAAAAAUGCGAUUGAUAAUGGAAUUGUUUCCUGGUUAAAGCAAUGAUUUUUACAUUUGUAAAUAAAUUCAAUAAGAAAAUAUUCGUGAUAAAUUUAUACAAUCGCGAUUUUUACACAAAACAAAAAAUAUCCUAAGUUUAAUUUAUGAAAAAAAUUCCAAAUAUAUAUAUAUACUUAGAUCAAAAAUUCAGGAAAAUAUGAAGGAAAUUUAAGAAAAAUAUCCCUUCUAGAGAAUCCAGAAAAUCGCGAGUGUUACUCCCCGUCUUCGAAGAGUGAAAAUGUGAUAACGAUUAGCAAGCAACGAUUACUGACACCGAUUGUGCGCUCAGGGAUGUCCAGGAAUAUUCGGUAUGGAAUACACCUUGUACGCCUACAUAUGUAUAUAUGUAUACACAUAUAUGUAUAUAUAUAUAUAUAAAACAGUAUAAAACGCUUAUAUAUUAACAUCCCGAGGCAGUUGACGUAUAUUAUAUCGAACGAUAAUGCGGAAUUAUGCCGUUAUCGCUCGCGAUAAACCAGCUUUUAGAGAAAAUGUCGCGCAAAUGUGACGUAUCGGAGUGCAUUUCCGCGCGAUUGUAUAAACCCUUUAACCAGAAUUCGAAUAUAAUUUUAACUAAAAAUUUGCGCGAGUAAUAAAAUAUAUAAGUAAAUAUAAUUUACAAUUUACAUCCUAUACAUUUAGAUAAACUUAUUUCCAGAUUUUUGCCACGCGUAUCAAGUGCGCAAAUAUUUAUAAGUACUUAAACAAAUAUUUCUUUUCCAUAUCUCUCGAAACAGGAAUUUAAAAUCUUAUUCACUAGUUAAAGGGUCGAUCGAUUAAAAUGUACGCAAUUUGUACAUAUAAAUAAAACGCGGCUAGCUAAAUAAAUAUAGAUUUUCAAUAUAUACAAAGAAGAGUAACGAUAAGCACAAUGAAAAAAAAAAAA